UAAAAAAUGUAAAUGUUUGUUACUAAAGUUUCUUUUCUAUUGUAUUUGUUUUUAAUAUACUGUGUAAAAUGGAAAUGUUGUUUUGUCAUCUUAUUUUCCCUGUUGAAUAUGUUGUUCAUGGUAUCCAAUCAGAAUACGCUCCAGUGUGAUGUGAAGAGACUGUUUUCUCCCAUAGAGGGCGAUACUGGAUAUGCUAGAGAGAGCGCGAGAGAGAGGAAAGGAGAGAAGAAGACAAGGGGAACGAUGUAUGGGCGUUGUGCUCGCAGAGCUUAAGAAAUUGAUGACAAACUGUGUUUCUUUAUUUUGCUUAAGAGAAACUUUGAAGUGACAGUGUUUAGCGACCCAGCCGAGUUCAUUUACUGUGUCCGUACGACUUUUGCGUGUCCGCAUUCUGCACGUGGAGCAAGGUUUCGGGUGGCAGCCACGUGAGAUCAGUAGCUGGACGAAUCCUCUAUUACUCGACUCACUGCAACUCUGGAGUCCCCUUAUCUGCACGUGUGUCAACAUUUGUUUGUCUCUUGAACAGAGUUUUUCUUGAGUGAAACAACAUCGGAUGAUCGGCAUUUGUCACUGGAUCGUGUCGUAUGGAUCGUGUCGUAUGGAUCGUGUCGUAUGGAUCGUGUCGUAUGGAUCGUGAUUCGUGAGUACUGAAAUCAGGCCUAACAGUUAAGUCUUCCUCUACGAUUGAUGAACAUUUUAAAAGUGUCUCAGUAACGUUUACUUGCACCUCUACAAGCAAAUCUCACUCGGAGUUUUCGGUAUUUUGGGGAAUUUCGGACCUUGAUCAUUUUAUUCAAAAGUGAGUCGUCUGAACAAAAGAAUCGUUCAAAGGAAUCGAACAUUGAAUCGGUAUUUUCCAAUCGGUUCCUUUAAAUAUUGUGAAUGAAACGGGUUUUGUAUGCCAGAUUUCUAAACUGUUAUUUUAUUUACUAACUGUUUGGUGUUUAAUCUGUGGAAAUAGCCUAUUGCUGUUUUUAUUGGGCUUGAAACAAAUGUUCGGGGUUCAUUUUGAAGGAAACCCAGUUGAUAUAUUAUCUGUACCUUGAAGCACAGAGCUUGUUGAAGAGUGAUUUACUUCUAAGAAUACUACGAGGUAUUUUGGUUUUUUAUGUGAGAAUCAUUUUCAAAUAAUUGUUUAUUUUUACCCAGUUUAUUUCAUUUGUUUAUAUCUUUUUGGUUUACUAUAUUUUGUUUUCUUUAAAUAAACUUUAUAUUCUCUUACUUUUCAAACACUUAGUGGUGUAAUACAUUUUGGAGGCUUAUACAUGUAUAUGUUUUCUUCAGUGGUAAAGCAUUGACAUAACCAUAGAAAAAGGGUCAGUAUAAUUCAUACUAUAAGUCUAACACUGAGAGUCAAGGAUCUUCUGUGCAGCAGUAAGAUUGUACAAAGUAUCAUAACAAUAGGGUUACAUUUUGGAGGCUCCGCUGGGAUCCUUUUUCACAAUGUGUGGUUGUCAAUGCUAAUUAUGUUUGAUUGUCUAUGCUAAUUCUGUGUAAUGUUGCAGUGAUUUUGAUGAUUUUGGGAGCCAUGGAUCUUAAUCAAAUAGAUGAAUGGAGCCGGCAAAUGCAGGUCAGUCCUCCGCAUUGUGUUGUUCUCAGUGGCGUUCCUUUAACUGUAACAGAUGAAACCAUCAAUGAAGUACUAAGCACUGUAAAAGCCUUUGGUCGUACAAAAAUUUGUGGCCGACGUGGUGACACUACCGGGCUGAAUUUGUUCCUCUUAAUAGAAACCAGUCUGGAGGUAGAUUCCACCAUUGUACCUCCUGAAGUAGGCAUCCCUGGAGUAGUGGAGCCUUGGAGGGUACAUAUCCCUGGUAAAGCCUGUGCUCCGGGUGAUGCGUUUCACGAGAAGUUGAUGUGCUUACUUCAACAGGAAGGAAAAUCGUUGUGUGACGUGAGAUCCAUUGUAAAUCCUGAGCAGUCCCCAAUUCCAAAUCCUGCUGUUAAUGUAAACCUAGAUUUAGUCCAAGCCAUUAAUAGUCUGGUUGAGAAGUGUACCAAUGUGCCUGGUGAUACCGUCAGUUACAGAAAACUCAGAGUUUUCUCAGGCAUACAGCCAACUCCACCCGGGGAGGAAGAUUAUGAUUCCUGGAUGGAGCAGGCUGCUCAGAUGGUGAGCGAGUGGCAGUGUGCUGAUUCUAUUAAGCGGCAGCGAAUCGUCGAGAGUCUCAGAGGACCUGCCGCUGACAUAAUCAGAUUUUUAAAGGUCAGUAGUCCUGCUGUAACUGCCACUGAAUAUCUCAUGGCUCUUGAUACUGCUUAUGGUAGCACUGAAAGUCAGUCUGACCUCCUGGUGAGGUUUAGCAAUACCUACCAGGAACCUGGUGAAAAGCUGUCCCUUUUCUUGUGCCGGCUAGAUAAGUUACUCCAUCGUAUCUUUCUAAAAAAAGGCAUUAAAGUGGAGGAGUUAAACCAAAAACGGAUGGAGCAGGUAGUUAAAGGAGCACUUACUACAGAUAUGGUAGCAUUGAGGCUUAGGAUGACUCAUAAGCUUCGUGAUCCCCCUAGUUUCUCUGAGCUUCUGAGGGAGGUGCGGGAGGAAGAGAGCUGGGUUAGUGCCCGUGAGAAAUCCAAGAUUUUAGUGUCUUCUGCAGUGGUAGCUCAAGAGACACCCUCACAUGAGUUAGCUGACUUGAAACGUGAUGUACAGGAACUUUCUGCUCAGGUAGGCAAACUCUUAACAGCUGUUGCUGAGACCUCGGCUGCUGUUCCAGUUACACAGAAAGCUGUUGCUAGGGCUGCGCUAAAUGCAAAUGACAGGGAGGGAAAUCAAAAAAAAGAUGUUGGUCGUUAUAAUCCAUCUGCCAUUUUCUGCUAUAAGUGUGGGGAAGAUGGACAUACAAAGCGGGAAUGCAAAGGGGUGGAAGACUUGAGAAAGGUUAAUCAGAAACUAAUCAGGCAGAAUAGGCAGUCGGGAAACGCCAGAGGAGCCCUGUGAGUGGGGAACAC
Molecule: messenger RNA, 2949 nt
Organism: Paramisgurnus dabryanus
Lineage: Eukaryota; Metazoa; Chordata; Actinopteri; Cypriniformes; Cobitidae
Product: paraneoplastic antigen Ma1 homolog
Molecular function (GO): zinc ion binding; nucleic acid binding
Source: RefSeq, a predicted model, not a curated record